AUGCCUGCUUGGGGCACCAUGUCGACUCUCUCGUUCCGUUUCUCCUCAGUUAUGGUGGGAGAAUCAACGAGAAAACCUACAUUAGCCUUUGUUUCCAAAAAUGCGGUUUUUGCGAAUCCACUGGGCCAGGCAUUUGCUUUGGGCUACUUACAAGACGCUCUCCAGCUUCUCAAAUACAGUUCCGAUCCGACAGACGACAUUCAGGUGGAAACGUCUGAGGCUCCAGUUGACAGGGAAUCAUGGACUCCUCCGUUAGUUAUGUGCUGUUUGCCGGGACUCAGUAAUGACAAAUCACAAGAAGAUGCCCGCUUCGAGUUACUACGUAGACUGGUCAAUCCCGAAGGCCCUUUCGAUUGGCAUAUUCCGGGGCCUUACGAUGGCCCUGGAUACUACCCCUCUGUCGCCACUUUUCUUUCUUUGGCUGCUUGGUGUUCUAUCGAGGGGCUUGUCAAGAUGUUAUUAGAAGCCGGCGUCGACGUCAAUUCGUGUGACAACCUGGACAGGAAUGCGUUGAUGACGUUGCUGGGCGACGUGUUUUCAUGGGAGGCAGACCAGCUGGUGUUUCGCGGUCAUUUGCAUUUCCCUCAAGAAAUGGAAGACAACGAGUACUACGACUCUGUUCUUGAGAUGGUUCGACUGCUGCUAAAUGCCACAAUUCAUCCCAAUCAUCAGGACGCGUUUGGAAGAACUGUGCUGCACCACCUGUUUAUGGCGCAGCCCGGCUGGCGACCAGACCGGUUGAAGCCUGACGAGGCAGGGGAAAUCGUUGGAUUGCUUCUUGCAAAAGGCACAGACCCCCUGAUUCGAGCCAAGCAGGGCUGCUCCGCCCUAAGGAGAGCCGUCAGGAGCAAAUGCAAAUGGGCUCUGGAGGUCAUGUGCCGAACAUGCCGGUUUGAACUGAGGGACGCUUUCCCCACUCACGACGAGGUGUUUGAUGUGUUGGUCGACUGCGACUGCGACCGACGACCUGAAUCCGAAUUGCCGCGAAAUCGUGAUGUGGAGGGGGGCGCAUACGACGAGCUCGCAGAGUAUUGCGGUUAUAGACCCGCAAAGGAUUAUGAUCGUGUACGUACACAUCACUACAGUGAUUAUCCACUUGAGUCUUUCGAUUCGGGUGGGCGAUUUUUCUGCAGCAAGAGCCAGACCGAAGAGCUGGUCCAGUUGCUGUGCAAUCUCGACCGCACAGCCAGUUGCGAUCGAGGCCAGGAGAUCGGCCAUGACGCGGGCCACGCUCUUCGCUACGCGGGUUCUGUUAUCAGGGAGCGUUCGGAAGAGGCGCUGGAAGCAGGUGCCGCGUCAAGCCGACUCCGUCAAAGACAGAACUAG
Podospora anserina S mat+ is the source of this 1326-nucleotide messenger RNA. RefSeq lists its product as uncharacterized. The transcript has a single exon. The record is from RefSeq and is a predicted model, not a curated record. The coding region runs from base 1 to 1326 and encodes 441 amino acids. NCBI's taxonomy places the organism in Eukaryota, Fungi, Ascomycota, Sordariomycetes, Sordariales, Podosporaceae.